AUGCGCAAUAACAAUCGCCGAGCGCGCGUGGGUGUAAAAAAAUUGGGACAGGUUGCGAUCUGCUUCUGCACGGCUCGUUUAGGCCCGGGGUCGGCCAAUAUCCAGCGACGCGGCGGAUGGUCAUGGAGGAUCCAGGGCACUGCGUUGCGCAGCUACGCGACUGCAGCAAUCUCUCCGCCGUAAAGAGAGCGAUACAGAGCGCGGACGAAGCGUGGACGGAAGACCUUAUCGAGCACGGCGGACUGGCGGCCAUUCUCGACUGCCUCUCCGUACUGGGAGAGACAGAUGUGGACAGUCUGAGCGACGCCCUCCCGCGGCUGGAGGUCGUAUCGUGUCUCAAAGCCGUUCUCAACUGCCGGUACGGGCUGGAGUGCGUCAUACGCCGCGGGGGCAAGGAAGGAAGUAUGGUAGGAAAGAUUGCUCUAGCCCUCAAUACAGACAACAUACUGCUAAAGAUUCAGAUAUUCCUUGUCCUCUCUGAUAUAUCCAAGCACUGUCAAGAGGGUCUGGAUGCCACUCUGGAAGCACUGGACUACUACAAGUGAGGAAUCAGCACUACUCCGCUAUUUAUAAGGCUCCACAAAGCCACAAAGAUUUGGAAGGUUCGUUCAAAACACCUCCAAAAUGUGCAACGGGUUUAAGUUGUGUGUGAUCAACAACAAGUUUCAAAAGGCAGUGGCAAGGCAAACAGCACUGAUACACCCAGGACAACUCCUGUAUUCCACCGAAACGAUGCCCUAGCCGCCCUGGACUGAACUGUGCAUGCGGCAUCGUUACAGUGUUUUGGUUCAGGAGCUGAGUCAGAACGCUGCCUUCCCCGAGUGUCAGGCCACAGUCAUGGUGUUUAUCAACUACCUCCUCUCUUCCUGCGAGGACCUGCAGCAGAGACUGAGACUCAGGAGUGACCUCAACGAAACAACUUCCUGGCUGGAGAUGCAUCCUUUGGAUUAUAAGGAAGAGGUCACUUUUAGGUUUCCUUGGUGAGGCUACGUGUUUGAGCUUCACUGAAUCCUACUCUUCGUGAGCCUCUCUCUUGAUUUUUCAGACAUACUUGGAAUAAUGAGGUACACUGACAGCGCAGCGCUGCUCCAGCAGGUGAAGUUGUACGAGGAGGGACUAAUGAGAGAUAGGGAGGAGGCAGCCAUGCCUGGUGGGGUGGACAUAACUGAUCAUCAGCAGGUCUUCUCUGCCCUCUUUGAAAAGGUAUUUGGGACUCCAAACGCUGCCAAACUUCUUGUCAUUCUUCGGAAGAUGCUCCUGAUAGAGAGGGACACGCCCACUGGUGACAUCAUCUGGAAUGGACUGGAGACGAUGACUGAGGCAGCUCUCAAGAUAUACAGCGACCAGCAGGCGCAGCGGGUCGUUACCUCAGAGAUUGUGUCGCUACGGAGAGCACUAGAGGAAGAGGCAGCGAGGAAAUCGAGAGAGGUGGAAGAAACAAGUGGGGACCCCUCCUCCUCCUCCACUGAAUCUAAUAGUACAUCAGUUACUGGUGCAACUACUGACUCCAUUCCCACACCCUCUGUGCCUGGUAUCCCCGGGUCCUCCCCCUCCCCCUCCCCCUCCUCCUCAUUCAACCCAAUGAGUAAGACCGUGGCUGUCAUCAAAUCCGUCUUUGACAAAGCUCGCCACUAUACACCAACCAAGAAGAUGAAAAAAAUAAACUGGGAAAAGGCACCAGAUUACGAUGCCAAGCAAUCGUCUGCAGUGUGGCACGGGGCUGGUGAGGAGAGGGUUAAAGUUACCGUGAGCGAGACGCACAUCGAGACAUUUUUCUGUCAGAAAAACGAGGGAACAGAUGGAAAAUUCAGCGGGAAACCGAAGAAGACUCAUCUACCCAACCAGAAGAAAGCUCUGAAUGUCAGCAUUGUCCUGGAAGGGAUGAAGAGAGAUGACCCCACCCAACUGAGUGAUGGCAGCAGCAAGACCAGAAAGAAAAUCAUGACCAAUGAAGAGGUGUUGGAGGUGAUUCGAAGUGGCAGGUCCUCUGCUGUGACUCUCUGUCAGGCCACCAUCCUCUGGGAGCAAGCCCCCGACGAUAAAGAUGCAAGUUUUCUGGAGCCAUACAUGGACGACAAGUCAAGUCAGACAAAGAUAGGCAGAGUCGAGCAGUUUAUGGUUGGUCUCCUAGCAACCCCAGACCACACCCCCAGACUCAGGGUACUGAGGACGAAAAAAAUCUUUGAAGAUCUGGAGACUGACUACAGACCGACCUUUGAACUCCUUCAUGUGGCCACGAAAGAGCUGAUGAUGUCAAGAUCACUGAAAGAACUGCUUCACAUCAUUCUUCUCACUGGAAACUUUAUCAAUGGAGUGUGUGAGAGAGACUGUCCCAGACUGCUGAAGUUCCACACUGAGCUGCCACAUCUUGACGACGCCAGCAGAGUGUCAGUGGAGGCAGUGGCAGAGGAACUGGGAGGAUGGAGGAAGGAGGUGGACGAGCUGGAGGAGAUAGACUUGGAUUCAGUCAAGAGGAAGGGAAAGGAGUUGGCUCGCUAUUUCUGCGAUGACAGAGACAAUUUCCUGGAGGAAGUGUUUCUGGAGAUCAGAAACUUCUCCGAGGAGUUUGGCAAAACAGUCAAGGAGACUCUGCAAGAAAAUCCGAUUGUUUUGACCCCUGUUGGCCCCGUUUCCCACGGCAACCCUCCUCACUCUUCCCCCUCCCCUUCCCCCAAGUCACACAUUAUCUCGUCCAGGGCUAUCACGAGCUACAUCACUGUCCACCACACACGUAUUGGACCUCCCCCCGAUUUCAGAGAAAGAACGCGGCUCAUUGCACGACCGAGCAUUUCUCCACUGGCUUUAUCGUCAUCGGGAGUGACCUGACUAACCCGUUUGUAUUCCGUCAACGGGUUUGUGAAGGAUGAUGGUGGGUCGCCCCCUAUAAUCAUGGUGGCGCCACCAACUGACAUCGUUGUGACAGAUGUUGAAAACGGUGAGGAGAGGGGAGGAGAGGAUGAGAGGUCUUCAAGAACACAACUAAAGCCUGGCAAGAAUCGUUCUUCAUCCCAUGCCACUGCACAUCAUAAGUCCUCUCUUCGCGGGCCGCCCCUGCCGUCUCGAUACAAACGACACAGCGUCAGCUCCAUCGGGCACGCAUCUCUCUCCCCCCUCUCUCGUCAAUCAUCGUGGAACGAGUACAAAGGUCAUUCUCCGCCCGUUUACCGCAGGGGGGCAGGCUGGGGGCCUGAUUUUAACCGGAACCCCUCAUGCCCAGAACCCCGCACCAUAUUUGAUGGAAGCCUCGAUGAAGUUGCGAAACUUCUGCACAAAAUGGCCGAGGCAAUUGAGAGGGACAUGGACAAGAACUAACAAUGCACUCCAAACAAUCUUCAGUAUAAUACACAAUCCAAUCCUCGCAUAUUAUAUACACAUUUUUAAGCACAAUCUGUACACAAUCUAUUUCAGAGUUUUCA
Molecule: messenger RNA, 3416 nt
Organism: Geodia barretti
Lineage: Eukaryota; Metazoa; Porifera; Demospongiae; Tetractinellida; Geodiidae
Source: the annotation of a GenBank genome assembly